Morchella importuna is the source of this 279-nucleotide messenger RNA. RefSeq lists its product as uncharacterized. Bases 1 to 279 code for a protein of 92 amino acids. The transcript has 5 exons. The record is from RefSeq and is a predicted model, not a curated record. NCBI's taxonomy places the organism in Eukaryota, Fungi, Ascomycota, Pezizomycetes, Pezizales, Morchellaceae.
AUGGGCAUCAGUCAUCCUCCCUCACUCGGACGGCUGCAGUGGGUCGCCAAAGCGAAGCAUGACGUUAAUGAGCUGCUCUCUGGUGCUCAACUCAUAAAAUCUAAAGUCUCAUCUUUUCUUAAGUCCUUCAAGGAUAUACAUCUAGGCAUCCACGGUGCACCAUCCACCACCAAUCUGUUUCUAACUGGAGCUUCUCGGCCAAUGAGCUCUGGAAAGUUCCCGGGCAAGAUUUCGCACCACGCAAAAAGAACCCCCACCACCACCUCCGCCAGAGCCUGA